AUGAACACCGGCACCAAAGAUGAGUGUCCUAGCAAGGAGAAUGCCAUGGCGUUGAACACAACCACGACCAAUGGCUCCCUCGGAGAAGCAUUGUCGGAGUCCUACUAUAUUGACCCCUUGAAAGAGCGCAAAAUGAUGAGGAAGUUCGAUCUGUACGCCAUAGUAGCCAUGGGUAUCUUAUAUAUGAUGUCCAAUCUUGACAGGAGCAAUCUGGGUAAUGCCAACAUUGCUGGUAUGCCAAAAGAGAUUGGUCUUACUGGAAAUCAAUUUGGCAUCGCCACCACGUUGCUAUUUGCUACCUACGUCCCGUUCGAAGGGCCAGUCGCCGUCAUGCUCAAGGUCAUCGGACCUAAGCCUCUCAUGACAACGUGCGCGUUUUGCUGGGGAGUGGUUUGUCUUGGAAUGUCCUUCAUCCAGAAUCACUAUGGCCUCUACGCUUGCCGUCUUCUGAUAGGCUUUUUCGAGGCUGGGCUCAUCCCUUGCGUUAACGUUUAUAUCGGGGCAGUGUACAAAAAGUCCGAAAGAGGUCAACGAUCUUCCUUCAUCUUCGCAUUUAGUGCAUUUUCCAGUGCCUUCGGUGGUCUCUUGGCUUUUGGUCUCACGCAGAUCCGGACCGCCAACUACUCGGGAUGGAGAUGGCUCUUUGCAGUGGAAGGGGCCAUCACUAUCAUGGUUGUGCCACUUUUCUGGUUCAUCUUCCCCACGACACCGACUGAAGCCUGGUUCCUUACUGAAGACGAGAAGCAAAUGAUGCACAUACGCUAUGCUUCCGACCCAUCAUGGGGCUUUGACGACAGGUUCGCCUGGAGUGAGUGUCUCAAAGCAUUUGUCGACCCAAAAUGGUACGCAUUUUUCGCGUAUCAGUUUUCCAUCAAUAUCAGCCUGUACGGCUUAACAACCUUCAUGCCUGCCAUUGUCCGUGGGUUAGGAUACACGUCUUAUCACGCAAAUCUCAUGACCGUACCAAUCUUCUUCGUCGCUUUGGUCUUCUUUCUAGCCCUUGCCUGGGCAUCAGAUCGAACGGAAGUCCGCGGCCCGUUCCUCAUUAUUGGUCUUGUGUGUUUGAUUGCGGGCUAUUCAAUCUUGUUGACGGUCAACAAUCUGAAGGUGAAGUUCUUCGCAUGUUUCGUAGUCGCGGCUCUGGGCAUCUAUCCAACUACCGGUCUUUCUAUUAUGUGGCUACAAGAUAAUGUGUCGCGGCACUAUAAACGAGCCACCAUGGUAGGAUUCACCCUCACCCUUGGGAACACAGCGGGCGUCGCAGUCGGACAGAUCUUCACGGCCCAGAGUGCACCAGAAUACCUUCCCAGUAUUCGCAUCGCGUUGGGUAUGGCUUGCUUCGCCUUAGUCGAUGUCUGCUGCAUUAUGACUGCGUUCAAGUGGAUUAACAGGAAGCGUGCGGCUAGGCUACUGGCAGCUGAGCAGGCUGGAAGCCCAAUCGAGUCAGAUGCUUCUCUGGGAGACUAUGAUCCUCAUUUCCGAUACACUAUCUGA
Exserohilum turcica Et28A is the source of this 1494-nucleotide messenger RNA. RefSeq lists its product as uncharacterized. NCBI's taxonomy places the organism in Eukaryota, Fungi, Ascomycota, Dothideomycetes, Pleosporales, Pleosporaceae. Gene Ontology annotation, biological process: transmembrane transport. Gene Ontology annotation, molecular function: transmembrane transporter activity. Bases 1 to 1494 code for a protein of 497 amino acids. The record is from RefSeq and is a predicted model, not a curated record. Gene Ontology annotation, cellular component: membrane. The transcript has 5 exons.